Menidia menidia (Atlantic silverside) is the source of this 1577-nucleotide messenger RNA. The record is from the annotation of a GenBank genome assembly. NCBI's taxonomy places the organism in Eukaryota, Metazoa, Chordata, Actinopteri, Atheriniformes, Atherinopsidae.
GACGUUGUUGAAUCGCUGUAUAAGUAGCCGAUGUCCAUGUAGCUAGAAAGGAGAGGCUAAAGUAAAGAUAGAGAAAGAUUUCUUUGAAGGUAUUUUGUCAGAGAUCCUUAAGUCAAAAAUGACAUACCGGAGAGACAGAUCUAUACGAGAGGUCUAUGAUGAUCGUUUUUUACCAGAUAGGCCGGGUCCAUAUCCACGUGUGGCUGGAGGGGCAGAGAGGAGAGGUCCCUUUGGGCGGCCAGAGGAUGACUAUGGCCGCGGUGGCUAUGAAUAUGAAGGAGGUCCUCGCUUUUACCCAAAUGGAGGGGGCCCUCGGGGAUAUCAUGAAGAUCAGAGGGGUUACCAAGGGGAAGGCCAUCAUUUUCCUGUUGAACGCAGAGCUAUUCCACCUUCAAGGAGGGAGGACUAUCCUUACAGGGUACCAAGGGAAGAUCCACACACAGGGCGGCCUAUGGAGUUUAGUGCCAGAGCACCGCCGCAUCACAACGUGCGCAACCAGGGGAUCUAUCCAGCACCCAGAUCACUACCAGAGAGUGGCGAAGACACUUUAGUGCAAGCCAUUCGCAACCUGGACAGAGGUGAGGACCGAGAUCCAUACAGGAGAAAAGCCACACUGUUUCCUCCCAUCAGAGAGCGCUCACCUGUGCGGCGUGACGUGGCCCGCUCCCCCCACAGCCGCUCCGGCUCUAGUGUGAGCAGCAGAGGGUACUCGCCAGACAGAGCCAAGGGCCUUCCCUUUCCAUCACAGCAAGGCAAGAGCGUGGACGGUCCAGAGAGUCACACGGGUGCUUCUGAGCACCUCUGGGGGGCACUCUUUCCUCAACAGAGUGGACAUGACACUUUGGGGUAUGAAGACCCUUGCACCCAGAACCUGAUCAGUGACAAAAUUCCUGGCUUGUCAAGAGAAGGCUCCCCACACAGCGCAACCUCAAACAAGGAUGAGAGCCAUCCCCCAGAAGCAGAAAAAGAGGAGUCAGCGGGGGUUCACGUCGUAGAAGAAAGCCAGAAGUCCACAGACAACUUUCAAGAGAGACGAGCCCUGGCCAUCUCAGCCAAAGCACAGGAGAUAGAAAAGGUGUACCGUCAAGACUGCGAGACUUUUGGGAUGGUGGUAAAGAUGCUCGUGGCUAAAGAUCCCAACUUGGAGAAGCAGCUGCAGGUUCCGUUGAGGGAGAACCUGGGGGAGAUCCGCGAGCGCUGCCUGGAGGACCUCAUGCACUUCAUCAACGAGCUGGACGAGGUGGUCCGGCAGCCGGAGCUCACCGCGGGGGACUCAGCCGCUCCUUCCACGUCACUGACCGCUCAUAAACUCUCAAAGACCGGAGUCAACCACAGCUCGUCUUUCUGAUGAUCCCAGAUCUGCUCCAUUAAAGUGAGACCAGGGAGACUAACGGCUUUUGUUAAAGGAGCGCUGGACUCUGCACAGCAACCCGAGGAAACGGCCAUCACGGGAAUGAACAGUGUUAUUUCUGAAAGAAGUUUUUCUUUGUUUUUGUUUUUUUUCUCCUCAUUUUUCUGGGAAAAUGAUUUUGGAAGAUUCAUGAAGAAAAUUGAGGAAAUUUUACCGACUGUGUUUA